GCAGAAGGAGAGGAUUCAGCACCAUGGACAGAUCGCGCCGCCACCUCUUCACUCUACUGAGCUCCACAUUCCUCCUGCUGGUGUUCAGAGCCAGCUGUGAGGAGACUGACUACCUGGAGACCAGAUCGCUGGACUUCUACUCCCCCAUAGACAACAGCGUCCAUGAGAAGGAGCUGAUUAAUGCUUUGCAAGAAGUGCUAGAAAAACUUAAAAGUAAAAGACUACCACUAUUUGAAAAGAAAUAUGGACAGGUGCCAAUGUGUGACGCAGGAGAGCAGUGUGCUGUCAGGAAAGGAGCGCGGAUUGGAAGACUCUGCGACUGCCCUCGACGGACCUCUUGUAACACGUUCCUCCUAAAGUGUUUAUGAUUUCCAGCUUCUCCGCUCAGACCACCCAGCUGACAUCCUAAAGAGAACCUGACACGCAGAGUCCCUCUAACUGAUUUUUACAUGAAAUUGUAUUUUUUAUUUUCAUUACAAUGACUGUGCUGAUCUAUGAAGCACAUGUCUGUUUAUGUUAUAAUUCUGUAUUGUAUGAUUUUAUAUGUUCUAUGUCAGUAAAUAUAUUUUCAUGCAUAUAAACAGAAAGGGUAAUAAAUAUUUCUUUU
Messenger RNA from Nanorana parkeri, 607 nucleotides. RefSeq names its product CART prepropeptide (gene CARTPT). Lineage: Eukaryota; Metazoa; Chordata; Amphibia; Anura; Dicroglossidae. Gene Ontology annotation, molecular function: neuropeptide hormone activity. The coding region runs from base 24 to 368 and encodes 114 amino acids. Gene Ontology annotation, biological process: positive regulation of MAPK cascade; cellular response to starvation; G protein-coupled receptor signaling pathway. The transcript is spliced from 3 exons. The record is from RefSeq and is a predicted model, not a curated record.